Molecule: messenger RNA, 1933 nt
Organism: Durusdinium trenchii
Lineage: Eukaryota; Dinophyceae; Suessiales; Symbiodiniaceae
Source: the annotation of a GenBank genome assembly
CCACGGCCAACAUCUCGGAUGAACAACCGAGCGGACGGAAUGCCAACGACGGGUGGAGACCAUUGAUGGGUGAAGGAUGAUUGCAGAUGCGGAGGCCAAGGGAGAGGGAAAGGCGGCGCGAGAGAUGGGUGCACCUGUGAAGUUUGGUGUGACCGAGCCGAUUUCCUUGGGGAUGCCCACCCAGGCAGAGCGAGCAUUGGAUGAGCAGCUGCACGAGGAGAUGCGCCGCGAUGCACCUUUAGAGACAGAGGAAAAGAUGCGCUUCCGGGCUGAAGUCUUGAUGGAGCUGAGACGGAUCACUCAACAAUGGGUUCAGGAGGCUUGCAUAGCACAGGGAGAUGAAGACUUGGCGUCUCGAGCCGGGUCGAAGAUUUUUACCUUUGGCUCUUACAGGCUUGGUCUCAUUAGCCCUGGCUCUGACAUCGAUGUCCUUUGUGUCGCGCCCAAAAACAUCACUCGAGACUCUUUCUUCCAGGUGUUAGUGCCAAAGUUGCAGGAGCAUCCAGAUGUUACAGAUGUGACACCUGUGCCAGAUGCCUACACACCUAUCAUUAAGUUGAAGCUCUCGACCAUCGAAAUAGACCUCCUCUUCGCGCGGCUGUCAUCCAUGUCAGAGAUUCCAGAAAACUUGGAAUCCUUGAAUGAUGACAAUUUGCUCAAGAACCUGGACGACAAAACUGUCCGGAGCAUGAACGGGUGCCGUGUGGCCGACCACAUCUUGUCGUUGGUGCCGGAUGCGGAGAGGUUCCGAGACACCUUGCGCUUGAUCAAGCUUUGGGCAAAGCACCGAGGCGUUUAUUCCAAUGUGCUGGGCUUCUUUGGCGGGAUCUCCUGGGCGAUUCUGGUGGCACGGCUCUGUCAGUUGUAUCCUUACUUCAACACGGCCACGCUCGUGAAGCGAUUCUUUAAGCUCUACGAGCGGUGGGACUGGAACAAUCCUGUGGUAUUGACCCACAUCCAGGAGAAGCUGAACACUCCCGGGCUCAUGAUGUUCAAAAUCUGGAAUCCAAAGGUGAAUCCCCAGGAUCGUAUGCAUUUGAUGCCCAUCAUCACGCCGGCGUUCCCGUGCAUGAAUUCCACGCACAAUGUGUCUGAAACGACCAAAAGAAUUAUCCUGGCCGAAAUAACCAGGGCCAACAAAGUCUUGGAGCAGGUGGAGCAAGGCAAAUGCAAAUGGGCAGAAGUCUAUAGGCCGUUGCCUUUCUUCACGCAGCACAAGUUCUAUAUCCAAAUUGAGGUCUUGGCUGCAACACCUCAGGUCUUUACUAAAUGGCUCGGCUGGAUUGAGUCCAAGUUGCGCCAGCUGGUGAAGCACCUGGAGCAAAUUCCGUCAGUGGCUGUCCGGCCUUGGCCCAAUCACUUGGCCUUCCAGGAUCCUGAAUGGAAGCAUGCAGUCUCCGUCUUCAUGGGCUUGACGGUGGAGAAAGCACCGGGGCAACAAAGCCAUUCAGUGGACCUGCGAAGGACAGUGGUUCGCUUUGUGGAAAUCAUCAACAGCUGGCCGGACAUGUCGCAGCACACUGGCCAGUGUGAGAUGAGAGUCCGAGACGUGAAGCGACGAGAGCUGCCGAGCUACGCUGUGCCGGAGAGAGAGGAUGCCGAGAAAAAGCCGAAGGGACUGCUUCGAGCGUACACGGAUGACGUGCCUGGUGAGGAAGCGGUCCCAACCAGGGAAGUGGCUCCAGAAGUGGUUCUGGACAUUCCGCCUGAGUCAAGGCCAGUGCAAAGUGAAGGCCAGACAAAGCGAAAGCUGGAACCUUUGCCAAAAGCUUUGGACCCUCCCAGGGAGGGGCUCAAAGUGCGGAAAAUGUCCAAGAUCACCGUGAAGUUAGCUGAAUCGUAGUUCUGAGUGGCUGCUGUUUCGGAGGCAUCUAAUCGCAGUCUUUAGCCAUUUAAUCGCUCUUCUUGUUGCUUGGGAUGCUUGAGAAUUGAC